This is a messenger RNA of Cyanistes caeruleus (blue tit), 2615 nucleotides long. The record is from RefSeq and is a predicted model, not a curated record. NCBI's taxonomy places the organism in Eukaryota, Metazoa, Chordata, Aves, Passeriformes, Paridae.
CACCGGCGGCAGCCACGGCCACAGCGUGACCAAAGGUCACCUGCGCCGCCCCGGCAGCGCCGCCGCCAUGCCCAUGUGCGGAACUGAUUCCUCCUUCGCCGGGAGGGGAAGCGCGGGGUGAGUGCCGAGGAGCGUGAGCAGGGCCCUGCUGGGGACAGCCCUGCGGGGGCAGCUCCGCGAGAGGCACCGCCAUGGCCCGGCAGGAGCGGGAGAAGAGCGUGGCGGAGCAGAAGGUAGCUGGCAUCUCCCGGAGGUUCUCCUUCCUGGAUGCCGCCCAGCCCCGAGCGGGCGGCCUGGCCCGCAGCUCCCAUCUCUGGUCAGCCACCCUGGGGAGCAGGGAGCGUUUCCAUACGCUGCAGAAGAUGGACACCAACAAAAGCAUCAACUGGGGCAGGCACAGCCUGGGGAGCUGGGGCAGGACUUCAGGCAGGUUCUCCGCUAGCCCCAGCAGUACCCGGAGGAAGGAGCUGAAAGAAAUCCUCCUGCAGAGCAACAGCCCUGGCAGCACUAUGAGGUUUGCCGCUGUUCAGCAGACAUCUAGAAGGAGCAGUCUUCCUGCAGGGCUGCACCAAGAAGAGAAGCCUGAGCAGAGCCCUGAUCUGCUGCCCCUUGUCCUUGAUCCUCUGGAGCACGCAUGGCUGCUGACGGUGGCUGAGGGUGAUGCAGACAGCAUCAUCAAGCUGCUGGACCUGGAUCCCAGCCUGCUGACCAGGAGAGACUUUGUGACAGGGUUCACUGCUCUCCACUGGCUUGCCAAGCAUGGCCACCAUGAGAGCUUCAUCCAGGUCAUCUCCCAUGCCCAGAAGAAAGGCUAUCCUGUCAACAUGAACAUCCCCACAGCCAGUGGUGGGCUCACCCCUUUGCACCUGGCUGCCUUGCAAGGACACGAGGUGCUCAUCAAGUUGCUGGUGGGAGCUUAUGGGGCAGACACCACCUGCAGGGACCACAAUGGGCGCAAGGCUUGGCAAUACCUGCCGGCAGACACCUCCAGAGACCUGAAGGAGCUGGCAGGGGCCUUGGAGGAGGACUUGGUCCAGCUGCACUCUCACAACACCAACAACAACUGUAAGUCAUCCAGAGAGGCUGCGGCAGGGCAGGACUCUGUGGACUCUGGGGCCAAGGGAAAAGCCGAGCACUCCUGGAGCCUGUCGACCCUCCGAGGCUUUGUUAGACAGGCGUUUGCUUUCUUCCAUGAGCACUGAGGCUCUCCUGGCUCCAUUCACCAGUAAACCCAUGCUGGAUGGCAGCAGGAAAAGCGUGCAGGGAGCCGGGAACUUGGGUGCCCAAAAUCCUGGCCAAGUGAGGGUUAAGCCAUGGCACCAUGGCCAUCCUAGGUCUUGUGGUCUUUUAGAGCUGUUCUGGUGUGUGUGUGUGGAACACCAUGGCCACUGGGAGCAGUAGCUUGGGAGAGCCCUUCCAAAAACUGCAGAGGGGGUUAUGCCCCAUGCCCCCGUGGGUGGUGACUCCUUGUUGCAUCCCAGCAGAUCCCUGUGGUCGGGGCUCACAUAUCAGCUCUGCUCUGGGGAACUGCUCCAACACCUCAUGUGCUCACAGGAGACCCACCAUGUGUGGAUCUGCAAACGCUUUCCAGCUCCCUGUGAGAUCCCCUGAUCUCUGCCACAUGCACCUUCUCUGGGUUGAUAUUUGUUUAUGACAGCUUAUUAUAAAGCUGAUUCUCUGCAGAGUAAGAGCUAAGGGACCUGUUUGUGAAGAAGACUCCAGGCCAAGAGAAGAGAAGCCUUUCACUCACAGUGGCACCCUUCCCUUGAAAUCCCCAUCCCUGAAAUGGGAUUUCAGGAAUUCCUGAAUUCCUUCAGGAAACCUGAAAUGCUCAGCCUCUUUAGGAAUAGGGGCCAGAGCAAAGGAAGCAGGAAGGGACACAAAGGGGGCAGCAUGUAGUGGCUCCUGUGGGGAUUAGAGUUCCAGAACAGCUCUGGAAAGAUGAUUCAUUCUCAGAAACUGUGGAAAAGGUAUGUGAAGGCUGCGAGACGAGAUUAUCUUUAUUGCUACUGAGGGCAUGCUCAAAAAUGAAACUCAUGAACAUCACUGCAGCAACAUUACAGUGCAUGUAUGUCUCUGUCACUACAUUAAAAGGGCAAAGCCUCUGCUCGCCUGAUUGUGUUUUGUUCACCUAGUGGAGCUCUGCCCUAAUGAUUUCAACUUGCUUUUUACGUUCUCAAAGGCCAAGACUGCUUCAAAAUAUCUUCAGAAAAACAACAGCCCCUUCCUCUUUCUCAUCAGCAUGAGACUAUUCCUACACCCUUAAAUAGCAGUCCCAUUUGAGAAGUGCUUCUUCACAGAAGCACUGUGUCUGUUCUUCACAGACAGGAACCGGGAGUUUCUGUUCCCCAGAGCAGCCCUUGCAGGGACAACUCCUUUAGGAGGGCAGUUGUGGUUUCUUUCCAGCUGCCUUUCAGGGAGUCUGCAGGGGUGACCAAGGGACUCAAGGUGAUCUGGCCUGGCUACACAGGUGUAUUUGCAUCUUGAUGCAGAAAGAUACACAAACACACACGGGUAACUUUCUCUGGCGAACUAGAGCUGAGGGGUUUCACAGAUCCUAAGCAAACUCCAGUUAUAUUCAGACUAUGUUUUGAAAUGCUGCUUGGACACCAAAA